Messenger RNA from Melampsora larici-populina 98AG31, 474 nucleotides. RefSeq lists its product as uncharacterized. The record is from RefSeq and is a predicted model, not a curated record. NCBI's taxonomy places the organism in Eukaryota, Fungi, Basidiomycota, Pucciniomycetes, Pucciniales, Melampsoraceae. The transcript has 3 exons. Bases 1 to 474 code for a protein of 157 amino acids.
AUGAACAAAUAUUUGGGCAAAAGGCUGGUAGUGAAUCAACCAUUUUUGCAAAUUGAGGUACUUGAUGAAAAAGAGAGAUUAACUUUGAAGAAGAUGAAGACAAUAUUGAUUCUGAGGAAGACCUGGAUCAAGGAUAUGAAAAAGAAAAGAUGCACCUUUGGUAAUGGUGGUACAAACCAAACAAGUCUUCUGUCUAUCCUCAUUGCAGAACAAACAACAAAGGUGAAGCAAAAUAGAGAAUACUUUUUCUCCUCUGAUAGAGAAGACACCAAAAAUCCUGAUCAAAAGUCCUUAAGGGUAUCCAAUCUUGUUCCUGAAGAACAUAUUAGAAGACAAGAUUUUGCCCUUUGCGCCUCAUGGAGUGGAGCAAGCACCAGCUUCAAAAAAUCAAGAUUGACUUGGAAUGUCUCAGCGCACAGCAUCAAACAAGACAAAAGAUCAAACAGAAACAUGUAUCAACAGAAGCAGUUGUAG